Messenger RNA from Pongo pygmaeus (Bornean orangutan), 2473 nucleotides. It is a transcript of the gene GSDMC, whose product is annotated as gasdermin C. The record is from RefSeq and is a predicted model, not a curated record. Gene Ontology annotation, molecular function: phosphatidylinositol-4-phosphate binding; phosphatidylinositol-4,5-bisphosphate binding; phosphatidylserine binding. The transcript is spliced from 15 exons. Lineage: Eukaryota; Metazoa; Chordata; Mammalia; Primates; Hominidae. Bases 685 to 2169 code for a protein of 494 amino acids. Gene Ontology annotation, biological process: defense response to bacterium; pyroptotic inflammatory response.
ACAACCGGGAGGAGCCGAUGUCAAAAGCAUGAAGAAGUGGAGUGGGAAUUCUAGCCCUCAUCUUCCACAGAGUCAUUGAUUUAAUGAUGACAUGUGGACAAAAAUACCUUUACGAAAAGUCCAGAAUCCAGUUAAGAAGUUGUGGUAACCCAGAUGAGCACAAAACGAAGAACAGCUGCAUUGAAAUAGGAUACUGCAUUGGAAAUUGAGUCAGGGACCCAUUGGUGAGAAGAGAGCAGUGAGCAGAAUCACAUUGAUCUGGUCCUGGAGUUUGUCUGACAAUUUCUACUUGACCGCAGGAGGUCUGAAGAUUGGAAGGGGCCCUACUCAAUUGUGCUAUUUUUCUCUAUUUUUUUUUUUUCUUUUCUUGAGACGGAGUCACCCAGGCUGGAGUGCAGCGGCACGGUCUCAGCUCACUGCAACCUCUGCCUCCUGGGUUCAAGCAGUUCUCUGCCUCAGCCUCCCAAGUAGCUGGGAUUAUAGGUGCCCGCCACCACUCCUGGCUAAUUUUUGUAUUUUCAGUAGAGACGGGGUUUCACCAUCUUGACCAGGCUGAUUUUGAACUCCUGACCUUGUGAUCCACCGGCCUCAGCCUCCCAAAGUGCUGGGAUUACAGACGUGAGCCACUACGCCCGGCCAAUCGUGCUAUUUCUCUACAGGACUAAAGAAUAUAUAAUCUGCAACAUGCCCUCCAUGUUGGAACGCAUUAGCAAAAAUUUGGUCAAAGAGAUUGGAAGCAAAGACCUGACACCUGUCAAAUACCUAUUGACUGCCACCAAAUUACGUCAGCUUGUUAUAUUACGAAAGAAGAAGGAUUCUCGUUCAUCAUUUUGGGAACAAUCUGACUAUGUUCCAGUUGAAUUCUCCCUCAAUGACAUCCUGGAGCCAAGUUCUUCAGUCCCAGAAACUGUUGUGACAGGACCGUUCCACUUCAGUGACAUUAUGAUCCAGAAGCAUAAGGCUGACGUGGGUGUGAAUGUUGGUGUAGAAGUGAGUGUGUCAGGGGAGGCCUCUGUGGACCAUGGAUGCUCCCUCGAGUUUCAAAUUGUUACCAUCCCAUCUCCAAACCUGGAAGACUUUCAAAAAAGGAAACUGUUGGAUCCAGAGCCAUCAUUUCUGAAGGAGUGCCGGAGGAGAGGGGACAACCUGUACGUGGUGACAGAGGCUGUUGAACUGAUCAACAAUACUGUGCUGUACGAUAGCAGUAGUGUGAAUAUUUUAGGGAAAAUUUCUCUUUGGAUUACCUAUGGCAAGGGUCAAGGCCAAGGAGAGAGUCUCAGAGUGAAGAAGAAGGCACUGACUCUGCAGAAAGGCAUGGUGUUGGCUUAUAAGAGAAAGCAGCUGGUUAUCAAGGAGAAAGCCAUUCUCAUCUUGGAUGAUGAUGAACAGAGAACCUUUCAAGAUGAGUACGAAAUUUCCCAGAUGGUAGGCUACUGUGCUGCGAGGAGUGAGGAGUGGCUGCCAUCAUUUCCUACCAUCUCUCCAACCCUCUUCAAUGCCUCGUCCAAUGAUAUGAAGUUAAAACCAGAAUACGAACAAGUUCGCAUCCUCCCAGUAGGAAGAAUAGAGGAACGCUUCUGGCAAAAUUUCAAGCAUCUACAAGAGGAGGUUUUCCAGAAAAUAAAGACACUGGCUCAGCUCUCAAAGGAUGUUCAGGAUGUCGUGUUCUAUAGUAUCCUGGCCAUGCUCAGAGACAGAGGGGCUCUACAGGACCUGAUGAACAUGCUGGAAUUGGACAGCUCGGGUCAUUUGGAUGGCCCUGGUGGUGCCAUCCUAAAGAAACUUCAACAAGAUUCAAACCAUGCAUGGUUUAACGCAAAGGACCCCAUUCUUUAUCUCCUUGAAGCCAUAAUGGUGCUGAGUGACUUCCAACACGAUUUGCUGGCCCGUUCCGUGGAGAAGAGGAUCCUGCUUCAGCAACAGGAGCUGGUAAGGAGCAUCCUGGAGCCGAACUUCAGAUACCCCUGGAGCAUUCCCUUCACCCUCAAACCUGAGCUCCUCACCCCACUCCAGAGUGAGGGUUUGGCCAUCACCUAUGGCCUGCUGGAGGAGUGUGGCCUUAGGAUGGAGCUGGAUAACCCCAGGUCAACCUGGGAUGUAGAAGCUAAGAUGCCCCUGUCUGCCCUCUAUGGGACUCUCUCAUUGCUGCAGCAGCUGGCUGAGGCCUAAGCCCUCCCUGAUGGGCAGUCAGUCCAGAGAUGCUGGCCCUUGCCCAGUCUAUGCUGUGAGUGUCCUUAUGGGUGUGAGAGAUAGGGCUGUGCCUCUCUGCAUUUCCAGGUGGAGUAGAGACAGUAAUGGGUAGAGACUUUAGGAAAUGUUUUGGGGUGGUGGAAUACUCUAUAUAUUGACAAGAGUUUAUAUAUUGACAAGAGUUUAUAUAUUUGUCAAAACUCCUCAAAUAGUAUGUUAAAGACGUAAGCAUUUCACUAUGUAUAAAUUUUACUUCAAAAUAAUAAAAACAAAUACUGACUCU